This is a messenger RNA of Mangifera indica (mango), 1634 nucleotides long. Its product is annotated as E3 ubiquitin-protein ligase BOI-like. Gene Ontology annotation, molecular function: ubiquitin-protein transferase activity. The record is from RefSeq and is a predicted model, not a curated record. Bases 280 to 1488 code for a protein of 402 amino acids. NCBI's taxonomy places the organism in Eukaryota, Viridiplantae, Streptophyta, Magnoliopsida, Sapindales, Anacardiaceae. The transcript has 4 exons.
GAUCAUUCUGUUUAAAACCCAUCAUCAAAUUUUACUCAUCUAUAUUUAAUCCCCUUUGACAGAUUUGAUUUAAUUUUAACCAGUCUGACCAAUUCAAUCAAUCAAACUCCAUAACUUAAACCAGGCAAGGUCAAGAUUAUGAGUAAACCAACAAAAAUAAAUUAAUUACUGGUGUGGUGGCAAAGAAAAAGAAACAGAAGCUGGGGUGGUGAAAGCAAGAGAACAACAACAAUAAAAUCAACAACUACACCAACAACAAGUGAUGGUACAAAUGGAAUCAUGGCCUCUCUUCUUAACCACUCGAAGCCCUUUUCCCUUUACAGCACCAUUAUCAAUACCACCCCUCUCAGCAACAAUAAAACCGAUGCCUUUGCUUCAUUGAUAAUAAUACCCCAUGGUGUUUCCUUGUCUUUCUGCUUAGCCAUUUCUUCUUUUUCAUUUUUUGUGUGGCUUUUUAGAUCGGUCUACCCUCUAAUAUCCGUCAAUACCAGGAAUAUGUUUGGAGGCGAUAGUAACAAUCCGAUGCUUCCUGUUUUUGUUGGGCAUGGGGAGAACCGGUUCCAGUAUAAUGCUAAUGCAUUGCCUCAGCUUCAGUUAUUUGGAGAAGUUGGGUGUAGUGUUGGUCCCUUAAACUACGUGGGAAAUGAGCGUGUGACUACUGUGGACCAGCAGUUGAAAAGAAGCAGAGAGGUGGAAUCUAUUUCCAGACAGCAAAAGCGACGUGUAUCUUUGAAAGAUAACUUGCAUCGAGAUGAAUCUGGUCAGCCUGGUUGUGUUCUGAAUCCAAACCCUAUCUCAACUGGUCUAAAACUUUCAUGCGAGGAAGAUGAACAUAAUUCUUCUGUUUCUUCUGCUUGUGAAAAUGUGACUUGUGCCAUCCCUGUAUUAUCUCUUGGGGGUAAUCUUAAGGCUGAGAUUGACCGUCAAAAGGCAGAAUUGGAUCAUUACAUUAGACUUCAGGAAGAGAAUAUUGUGAAGGGUGUAACAGAACUAAAGCAGAGACACACAUAUUCAUUUCUCAGUGCCAUAGAAAGAGGAGUUGCAAGAAAUUUACAUGAAAAGGAGCUUGAAAUUGAGAACAUGAACAACAAGAACAAGGAGCUAGUGGAUAGAAUAAAGCAAGCUAGUAUGGAAGUUCAAUCAUGGCAGUACAGAGCAAAGUAUAACGAGUCUGUGAUUAAUAUGCUGAAGAACAAUCUGAAGCAGGCAAUGGCACAAGGUGCUAUGCAUAGCAAAGAAGGUUGUGGGGAUAGCGAAGUGGAUGAUGCAGCCUCUCACACUAAUGUGAACCAUAUUGUCGAUGGUUCAGGAAAUUCGAGCCCCACAAUGAAGCAGACAAGUUGCAGAGCUUGUAAGGUACGGGAAGUGUCGAUCUUGCUCUUGCCAUGUAGGCACUUAUGUUUAUGUAAAGAUUGUGAAGGGUUUAUUGAGAUUUGUCCCAUUUGCAAGGCAAUGAAGACUGCAAGUGUUCAAGUAUACAUGUGUUGAGACUUGAGAGUAUAUGUGUCUAAGCACUUGCCAAUGUUGUGAUUGCCCCACAAGGGGAAGAGAUUUGUUUAAAUUAUAUUGUUAAUAUGACCAUUAAAUGUUAAGUGUGCAUGGAGAUUUUGAUUAAAGAAUAUCUCUAUUAAUUA